CUUUUUCUCGUAAACACCCCUUUACAUUUAAAAGCGCCCAUGGAGACCCCCUCAACCACUAGAAAUGAAAAAAAUGCUAACUCCGUUAACGGAAUGGAGGAAAUGACCAAAAUACCCUUUUCUAUUAUACCCUUAAAGGAAAAAAAAUUUUAAAAAAUCCUGAAAAUAUUUACCCCACCGGCAAAAUUGGAGGAGAAGGAGGAGGGUCCGACACUAAUAUUUACCCCACCCUACCCAAAUGGCCUCCGAGCACAAGUGGGUGCGACGCUAAUAACGAUUCCGUCGGGUCAACCCAAUUUAGCGGCAACCCCGUCGCCGCCGUCUUCUUCUUCUGCUCGCACGUGCCUCUGUUCUCCGACGACCCACCCGGGUUUGUUCCGGUGCAGCCUCCACAGGAACUCCGGAAGGGUUUUCCAGAAGACCCCAAACCCAAAAUUCUGAUCGGGGAUUUUCAAGAAUCCAGCUAGCAUUUUUUGGGUUUACUCCCUAUAAGGGAUUUCUGAAGCAUCUGAUAAUCAAGAUUCUGUUUUUGGCUAUAUAGAGAUCAGGGUUUUCAAGAAGACCCAACUAGCCAAAUUCUGAUUUGGGAUUCAAUUUGGUUGUUCUGAUGAAAAAUGAAUUUCAGAAGCAUGGAAGAAUUCUGGGCUUUCUAUGUGAACCAACACUCAAAGCCAGCAACAAGGCGUUGGCAUUUUGCUAGAACUAUCAUUAGUAUUCUCUGCUUGAUCUACUCCUUAUGCUUCAAUUGGUGGUGUGUAUUUCUUGUGCCUUUAUUUGGCUAUGGUUUUGCUUGGUACAGUCAUUUCUUUGUCGAAGGGAAUGUCCCGGCCACAUUCGGGCAUCCCUUCUGGUCUCUCAUGUGUGAUUUUAAGAUGUUUGGAUUGAUGCUUACUGGUCAAAUGGAUAGAGAGAUCAAGAGGCUUGGUAAGAGGCCUAUCUUGCAGGUGUGGAUUGUCAAAGGGCAUUUUUGUCCAAAAAAUACCCAAUUUGCUGAUAAUGUGACCUCCCAUCAAACAGUUCUGAGACAGAAGGGUGUUACUUGGGUAACGGGAAUAGGUGAGGAGGUCUCCAUGGGCGCUUUUAAAUGUGAGGGGGUGUUUACGAGAAAAAAUGAUAGUUGAGGGGGUGUUUAUGUACU
Molecule: messenger RNA, 1138 nt
Organism: Rhododendron vialii
Lineage: Eukaryota; Viridiplantae; Streptophyta; Magnoliopsida; Ericales; Ericaceae
Exons: 1
Coding region: 615-1121 (168 amino acids)
Source: RefSeq, a predicted model, not a curated record